AUGUCGAGAUUCCAGAUAUACGACGGUAAGUCUAAUCCUAAUUUUUACGUCGGCUUGUAUUUGAACUUAAUGGCACUCUAUACCGGGAACGAGCCAUUGCUCUGCAAGGUGUUUCCCUCAUCCUUUGGGCAAAUCGCAUCACACUGGUUUCACAAGCUGUCGAAAGGAACUAUGAAAAGUUGGAAAGGCCUGGUCAUCAUGUUUGUGGUGAGGUUUGUUACAAACAAACUACAGCUGUUGAGGGUAGACUCCCUAAUGGCUUUGAGAAUUGGUGGGGAUGAAAGCCUCAAAGCUUAUGCUAAAAGGUACUAUGAGAUGUUUAGCCAAAUACCAAGGUGCAACCAAGAGGUGGCAGUCGUAUCUUUUAAGAAUGGCCUGAACGAUGACUAUCUGCUUCGAAAGUCACUGGCAAAGACAUUGCAAAAAAACAUGGAGGAACUUAUGGCCAGGAUCGAGAAAUAUGCGAGAGCAGAGGAAGAGAUGCCAGGAGCAAAGGCGUCAAAAUAA
Molecule: messenger RNA, 507 nt
Organism: Camellia sinensis
Lineage: Eukaryota; Viridiplantae; Streptophyta; Magnoliopsida; Ericales; Theaceae
Source: RefSeq, a predicted model, not a curated record